Molecule: messenger RNA, 818 nt
Organism: Musca domestica (house fly)
Lineage: Eukaryota; Metazoa; Arthropoda; Insecta; Diptera; Muscidae
Exons: 5
Coding region: 121-711 (196 amino acids)
Source: RefSeq, a predicted model, not a curated record
UUCGUAGUGAGUAGGCAUUGCAUUUGUACAUAAAUUUAUUUGGUGAAAACAAUUUGUUUUGCAUUUAUUGAUUCAUUUCAAUGUAAAAAAGCAAAACUGUAUUUCUUCCGCUAAUUCACAAUGCCUGAAGACUUCACAAAACUAUUCUUUAGUCAGAAAAAUGUUAACAUGGGAGCUCCGCCAAUAAAUGAAAAUUACCAUAAACUUAUAACAAAUUCUGAAGUUUUAGAUAUAGCUAACCAAGUAAUAAGUGCAAUUCAGCCUAUGUUCAUAAGGCUAAUAAGCGAAGUGCAAAUCUUGCGUAAGGAGUUGCAGGAGCUCAAACCAGAAAGAAAGAAAACCAAAACUUUAGUAAUGCCUUCCGUUCCAUUCAAGGAUAUUGAGUCGUUUCUGGAAUUUGAAAAAAGUCUCCAAGAAAUAAACGAAGCAUUUAUUUCUCUUGAAAGCGAACUGAAACUUGUUGCCAAGGCACCAAAUUUCGUAAAGAAUUGCUGGAAAAAAAUAAUAACAGAUGAAUUGGGAGAACGACUCUGCUGGAAAGGGACGGAUACAAAGAGAAGUGUUCGCAAUUUUAGUACAACAAAAGCAAUACGAAAUGCAACUUUAUCAUUGGGCUACACGGAGGACGCAUUCAUUAAGGACACGCGCACUUUCUUUCAAUUCGCUAAAAAUCGCAUAAAGCUGCGAAACGAUUACAAAAACAAAAAAUAAAAUGUAAAUUAAAAAAAAAAAACAUAAUAAUAUUAUAACUUUCACUAAUAAUAGUUGAACUAAUUAUCUUAAUGUAAAACACAACUGAAUUAAUAAAAAUGGAGUAA